Diabrotica balteata is the source of this 1713-nucleotide messenger RNA. The record is from the annotation of a GenBank genome assembly. NCBI's taxonomy places the organism in Eukaryota, Metazoa, Arthropoda, Insecta, Coleoptera, Chrysomelidae.
UACCUAUUGAUUAAAAAUUUAGUCUCCAGUCGUCAUUUUUUAGUGAAGAUGUUGUUAAUAUUACUAAUUUUUGGAGUGACGUCUGUGAUUUGUGAAGGUCCAACUAUUCAUCUUCCUGACGGAACAAUUGAGGGCCUUACUGCUUAUACUAUAAGAGACAAAACAGAAUUUUAUGCUUAUCUAGGCAUACCCUUUGCUGCUCCCCCCAUUGGACAGCUACGAAUGAAGCCUCCUCAGCCGGUAGAACCUUGGAAUGGGACUUUUGAAGCUAAAAACAAUAAGAAGAUUUGCUAUCAAAUUAGCUCAAAAGUGCAUUAUCCACAAACAGAGGACUGCCUUAUACUGAACGUCUAUACACCAAUUAAACCGGGACAGUCAGGAAAUUUGCCUGUUAUGGUAUCGAUUUAUGGUGGAAGCUUCACCCAUGGCUUUGCCUCAAUUGGAACUACAGGUCCUGAUUAUUUUUUGGAAGCAGGAAUUAUCGUUGUUACAUUUAAUUACAGAGUUGGACCAUUUGGAUUUUUGUCGACGGAUGACGAUACCAUUCCCGGAAAUAUGGGAGUAAAGGACCAAGUGUUUGCGCUGAAGUGGGUUCAAAAAAAUAUCCACUUGUUUGGUGGUGACCCAGAUAAAGUCACUAUUCAUGGACAAAGUGCUGGAGCAGCUUCUGUUACUUAUCAUAUUUUAAGUCCUGCUUCAGAAGGCUUGUUUAGAGGUGCAAUAGCAAACAGUGGUUCGGCGUUAAACAGUUGGGCUAACGUCAACGGAAGUGGUCUUCACGUAGCUAGAGGAAUUGCCAGAAUCAUCGAUCCGACAAUUAGCAAAACGGCUACACCGAAAGAGAUUUAUGAUUUACUGAUGAGAGUCGAUGCUGAAGAGAUACACAAAACAGGAAGUAAUUACGCAAUGUUCGCGCCAGUAAUUGAAGGCAAACAUGAAGGGGCGUUCAUUACCGAAUCGAUGUAUGAACUGUUGGAGAGUGGUCGGUUCAACAGGGUACCCUUGGUGAUUGGAUUCAACUCGGAGGAGUAUAUCAGUUUGGCUUCCAAUGAAGCAGGUUUAAGGUCCUCAGCCAAGACUUAUGAUAGUAAUCCAGCCACUCUGGUCAACCGAGAUAUGCGUGUCACGGAUGCGGAAACUUUAGAAAAAGUAGGAUCUGUUAUUAAAAAUGUUUAUACCAAAACAAGUGAUUUUGAAAAUCAAUUAGGAGAAGUAAUAAGGUUCCGUAGUGACGAUAUGUUCAUUCGAGGUGUUAUAAGAUACGCACAAAUGCAAGCCAAAUACGAAGACGUAUACCUGUACCAGUUUUCUUAUCAUGGUUUACUCGGAAGAAAUAAUCUCACAUAUGAAGGUUGUGGCAGAGUGGAGCAUGGAGAAGAUGGACGAUAUCUAUGGGCAGGUGCCGAUCUAACGAAGUAUCCAGCGUCAGAUGUUACGACUGUGGAACGAUAUGUUGGAUUUUUUACCAACUUUAUUAAAACGCUAAAUCCCACCCCGAAUAACGAAGAGCUAUUCCAAAAUGUUAUUUGGCCUCUUCUUACCGACAACAUUCACUUCUUGGACAUAGAUGAGGAUUUGUCAAUUAAGCAACACCCUAGAAAUAUGGUAUAUGAAAAAUGGGUGACUAUAUAUAGUAAAUAUGCUGUGGAGCCCCUGCUUACUUAUUGAUAAUUUAUAUAAAAUAAAUAUAUGAAUUCUUUUCUGCAAAUUUGU